AUGACUGAAACUCCUCUACUGAACAUUCCUUCCUCAAACCAGAGAGAGAAAAAGGGCAACUUAAGUACUUGCCCAGACUUGGAGGACUGGUGGGUAAUCGUGUAUUAUGUAGUACCCAAGUAUAUUGACACCAUCUGCAUUCUUGGAAUGCUUGGAAAUAUAUUUGUUCUCUUCACUUAUUUCUUACACAAGAGUCCCCUGAAGAUAGCUGAAAUCUACCUUAUGAACCUAGCUGUUGCUGAUCUUAUCUUCCUCAUGUGCCUCCCUUUCUGGGCAGAGAAUAUCAGGAAUGAGUUUAAGUGGCCGUUUGGCAACUUCCUUUGUCGCAGCACCAGUGCAUCCAACAGCCUGAACAUGUACACCAGCAUCUACUUGCUCGUGGCAGUCAGCGUGGAUCGCUAUUUGACUUUUGUUCAUACCUUGAACCACAGAGGGAUACGGAGGAGAGCUGUGGCCAGAAGGAUCUGCUUGAUCACCUGGUUCUUUGGCAUCCUUCUCAGUGUCCCGACCUUUAUGUUUCGGACUGUGAAAUACCUUCCCGAGUGGAAUAUUUCAGCGUGUGCUUUAGACUUCCCCACCCCAUCGUGGAUAACAGCUGAAAGCCUGGUACUCAACAUAGUGGGGUUUGCCUUGCCAUCUGCAGCCAUCAUCUUCCUUAAUUUCUCUACCAUCCGCUCCCUACGAAAGAAAGCAAGGGAACGAAGAGCACUCAGAACAAGAUGUUGCAAGGAGCACAAAGGCACAAAGGCUACCUGGCUUGAUACCAGCUGUUGCUUUACAGAAAGGAAUGGCUAUCUGAGACAUCAUUUUAAAACUCAGCACAUCAAAGAUAUUGAAAACAUCAGGAUAAACUUGAGCUGCAAAAUGGUUUCUAUCAGAACUGAAAAUGUUACUCAACUUUACAGCAUCGUGGCCACCCAGGAGCUCACAGUCAGUCCAGCAAAUUUCCGCAACCAUUCAGGAGCACAUCAGCUUUAUCAAUAUGAAUGUGUUAAUGCAGAAAUAUGGAAAUGGCUACAGGAUUAUCAGCCUGCAUUCCUCUGGUUUAUAUUUAUUCUGGGAGGAAUAGAAAAUUCCUUUGUCCUCAUCGUCCUGUGUUUCCACAAGAGUCGCUGCACAGUGGCUGAAAUUUACUUAGCAAACAUGGCACUUGCUGACCUAUUGCUAGUUUGUGCUUUACCAUUUUGGGCCAUUAAUAUUUCUAAUAAUUAUCAAUGGCCUUUUGGCCUGUUUCUCUGUAGAGCUGUCAACAUAAUGAGCAACAUGAACUUCUAUUCCAGCAUUUAUUUCCUGACACUAGUAAGCAUCGACCGUUAUCUGGCCUUGGUGAAAACCAUGUCUCUUGGACGGAUGCGACGAGCUGUCUGUGCCAAAUGGAACAGCUUUGUAGUCUGGUUGUGUGCAUUGCUCCUAUGUUCACCUUCAAUCGUGUUCAGAAAUUUACAGUAUUACAAAGAAUACAACAUAACAGCCUGUGGUCUUCUUUACCCAGCCAGCUACUGGGUGCCUAUCCAGAACUGCUUGCUGAAUACUGUGGGCUUUUUGAUCCCGCUCUGUAUAAUCUCCUAUUGUACUGCACAAAUUAUCAAAACCUUAAAAAGUAGUGAGGCACAAAAGCUGAAGGUCGUCCAGACAGAGAGAAAAGCCACCAUGCUGGUCCUUGCUGUGCUCUUGCUUUUCAUUGUUUGCUGGUUUCCAUUCCAGAUCACCACCUUCAUCAACACAAUCAGUUACUUCCUACCCACUUUCAAAUGCCUGGAAGAAAUCAAUGACAUACUGACUGAGAUCGCUGUGUACUGUGCCUUUAGCAACAGCUGUCUGAACCCAGUUCUGUAUGUAAUUGUUGGGAAGCAUUUCCAGAAGAAGGCUGUGGAAUUCUUCGAGGGACUGGUCCCAAAAAGAUGCAGAAAAUCAAAGUCUGUGCAGAUGGGAAAUUCCCUGGACACUUUAAGAACUUCUAUUUCAAGUGAAUACCCAAGGAAAAAGUCUGAUUUCCAAUUACAAAAAUAG
Molecule: messenger RNA, 2010 nt
Organism: Chaetura pelagica (chimney swift)
Lineage: Eukaryota; Metazoa; Chordata; Aves; Apodiformes; Apodidae
Product: B2 bradykinin receptor-like
Exons: 2
Coding region: 1-2010 (669 amino acids)
Biological process (GO): smooth muscle contraction; neutrophil chemotaxis; immune response
Cellular component (GO): membrane
Molecular function (GO): bradykinin receptor activity
Source: RefSeq, a predicted model, not a curated record